Molecule: messenger RNA, 6512 nt
Organism: Cucumis melo (muskmelon)
Lineage: Eukaryota; Viridiplantae; Streptophyta; Magnoliopsida; Cucurbitales; Cucurbitaceae
Product: probable L-type lectin-domain containing receptor kinase VI.1
Exons: 3
Coding region: 4434-6443 (669 amino acids)
Biological process (GO): protein phosphorylation
Cellular component (GO): plasma membrane
Molecular function (GO): ATP binding; carbohydrate binding; protein kinase activity
Source: RefSeq, a predicted model, not a curated record
GAAAACUUGCUGAAAGAUCUCAUUUCCACAACUCCCUAGAUAGAGGAGGAGGAUGCUGCACCUACUCACUUCCCGGUUCAAGAUCGAUUUGUACUCUGCCUAGCCGUAUAUCGCCAUCUCCGGGGCACCUACAUUUUACGGUCCACAAAAGGAAAGUUCUUUGGGCGUCUAGUUUUCGAAACACUAAUGUCGAAGAGGAGGAUCAAAGAUUCCCCAUUUCUCAUAUCAUCGUGCCCUAGCUUUCGACCCAAAUAGAAGGAGUUCGAUGAGAGCUCAUGGCGGGUACCGGGGUCCUUCCCCAUGAGCAGUCUCUAUUUGUUGCCCGUUGAGCUGCUUCCUCUUCCUUUGGUUUUCAUUUUUAAUUACGUUGAAGGAAGAGUAAGCAGAAAGCGAGAGCUCAUCUCUCCCAAUUUUUUUUGUUCUGACAGUGUGGUCUUCAUACAAAUCCUGAUUUCUGGUUUUAGGCUCUUGGGGCUCCAAAAACUAAUGGUAGUCGACGCGUGUGUAUUCUUGUUAUUUUCUUGGUUCCAAGUUUGGUUAUCCUAGUAAUGCUAGUGGAUUUGUUGUCUCUGAUAUGAUAAAAUAACCAUUAGCAACCAGCGGGCUACGUGUUUCUUUUUAUGCACUUUCGGAUGUAUACUCGGACACCGUUUCGUUUCAGUUACAUAAUCGCGGUUGCCUCAUUUCAAGUCCAUUCUGUCCCUUCAAGACCUGCAGUAGCCACUGGGUCUCGUUCUGUUUUUGAUAGAGAUGUCUGGGGGAGGGGGUUUGCUUCUUUAUAGAUAUGAGUAAAGCAGAUUUGAAGUUUUGAAGUUAACUGUACAGAUUAUGUUGGAACCUCUUGGAUCUUCAGGUGUGACAUUGAUGUCUUGGAAUGGUAACCAUGGUUGGGAGUCAUGUAAUUAAUGAAAAAUGGAAAGUAUUGGAAGUAAUGGAGUUCUGUGGACAUUAUUGUAACUUAGGACUCUUGGAGUUAUGAAUUCCAAAAGCUCUGAGGUCAAGGAGAGGUUGAAAAGGAAACAUAAUGGAUUUAAAAGCAUUGAAUAAGGGAAUAUGUGAAGAUGACGUCUAGCUCAAUCUCUUAAGUUGGGAUUUGUCGAUACAAGUGCGCAAGAAGUCAGCUUGAAGUUUGAAAGAACCUGUAGUUUGAGGAAUGACGAAAAUAAUAAGUUUGCUAGUAUUUGAUAAGGGAAGGACGUUAAGAUACUAUUUUCAAUCAUAGGUCAAUUCAUCAAGUUGAUAGAAGUGGAUAAGGUAAAUUUAGAAUUUUUAGGAAAAUAAAUAGCCUGAAGUGGGAACUUUUUAGUCUUCGUUACAUAAAUGCUUUGAGGAAUUUAAAGGUAUUAGAAUUUUGAUCGGUGAGUUUUGGAGAAACGUAUAUUUGGUUCUGUAAUUUAGGGUAGGAAAGAAAGAGGCUAGACUGUUUGGAAUUUUAGCAAUAACGAGUGAGUUUGAUUGUAACUUGGAGUCGUGGACCAUUUAAAGUGCCGAAUGGUGGUUCUUCACAGAUGGUAUGAGGAAUUAAAAAAACAAACAAAUAAAAUAUUUUUAUGUAAUCUCUUAACUCGAGGCUAUAUCCAACUUUUCAAGGCGAGAGGUUUAAUUGGUGACUUUGUAAUCUGUAUCAACAGAGACGGUGUAGAAUUAAAUGAUUAGACAUUUUGGAGGGAAGUUCUCUAGUGAAGGAUUUGUUGAAGGUUUGCAAGAGAAUGCUUGCUCUUGUGAGGACGAAGGUUGAACAAUCUUGGUCCAUUUUUUUAAUUAGUCUUUAUGUCAAAUGGCCGUUAUUAUAAUGUUAUCAAGAGAUGAACACAACUCUCGCUAACUUAUGUUUUAUUACUUAAGGGAGAAGUUUCAGCCAGGAGAAGGAGACAUCCAGGUGCUAAGAGUCAUAAAUCAAAACAUGAACGAUUUAUGUUUUUGGUGACACAUUGUUACAGGCACGAGCCUUUUCUAAUCUUCAGCUAGGAUGUCUUUGAGCAUGUUUGAGAGUAAUUUGAAUCGAUUAAUAUCACUUUUGUCGUGUUUAAUAGAUUCCAACAUGCUUUAAAUCAUUAAAAAUCAAUUUUAAUUUUGAUUGUAUGAAAAUUUUGUUUAAAAAUGUAAACAUCAAAUAUUAAAUUGAUUUUAAAGGAUUAAAAUCACGUUUAGAAUGAUUGUACACGAUAAAAGUCAUUUGACCCUUUCAAAACAGCAACCAAAUAAUUUCUCACAUUUCUACUACUUUAUUGUGGAAGUUAUUUAUAAAACCUACUUUGCCACUGGAUUGCUUUCGCAGUUCAAUGCUUUCUACAAAAUGAUAUGAAGGAACCUAUGUUUCUCAAUAGGAAAACAGAAAAAGUUGACUAUAUAUCCUGGAGAAUAAUGAAUGGACCUUGUGCCCUUUGUUUAUGUGGAAAAGGGAAGCCCAGGGCUCGGAGUAUUAGUUACCGUUGGUGCCAACUUGUUUUGCUAUUGGUGGGCAAUGACAUUGAAACAGGUGAGUUUUGUUCUGUACAUUUAACCAUUUGGAACACGAAGUGUGAGUUUGUAAAACAACCAUGAGUACUAUGUCCUCCCAGCUAAUGCUAAUGAUGCUAUAGGUUUCAAUGGUUUAGAAGUGAUGAUGGAGAAAAUGAAAAUAUAAAGUGUGCGUGUGUGGAUAUAUAUAUUAUAUUGAUAAGAAACGAGGACUUUUCGCUCGAGAAUCAAAUAAAGUUUAUAUAAAUAAAACAUUAGCAAAUGAUCUAACGAUUGGGGGAAGCCAAUGUUUUUUGCAGAUUAGGUGGGGCAAGUAGACCAGUCGAGUGAGGAACUGUUACUAUACUGGGAUUCCUCAAAGAGGUCAUUUUUUUUUAAUUGGAGGGUGCCAAUUGAAUUCUAUAAUAUGGUAGAUUAAUAUGAAUAUUUAAGAUUCAGAUGAAACCAAAAGUUAAUAUAUUUUUAAUUUACAUCACAAUUACUUUAUUCUAUGAUUUCAAUUACAUCAUUGGAUAUGUAUUCAACUGAACCUUUUCAAGUUUACUUUGGUAGUGUUAUUAAAUGGACUGUAGGUGGGAUUUUCAUUCUCUUUCCUUCUCAUGGUUGUAGUUUACUGUCGAGCAUGUGUUUCUUUGUCCAUAUCUAUACAAUUAUUUAACGUUCUCUUUUCGAACUUAAAUAUUCUCAUGUCCAAUUAUAACCUUGUCAAAAAGGUCGUUUAACCUGGAGAAUGAUCAGUGGAUCUUCUGCCCUUCUCAUUUCUCAGACUCGGAUCUCGGACGAUGGAUCUGAAGAUGGUUAGUGCUAGAAAGGGUAAAUGAUGUCUUGAGAGAGAGCUGAGAGCCUUUUCACAUAGUCAUCAAUACCACGAUUUCUUAAGUAAUUAGAUUUUAGGUUUAAUUACAAGUUUAAAUUUUCUGCUUAUGGGUCUUUUGAUUUUAAAAAGUGUAAAAUAUAUCUCUAAACUUGUAAACUUUUGUCUUGUAGCUCAGUAGAUUUUAAACCUAUUAAAUAGAUUACCGAUAUAUUUAUCAUUUUUCAAAAGUUAAUAAAUAUAUUAGACACAUUGAAUUUUAUUUUUAAUAAAGCAUUAAACUUUCUAUCUUGUGUUGUUUAAAUUCUUAAAGAUGUUGAACAAGUAAAAACCCAACGAGACAUAAGAUUAAAAGUUGGGACUUAUUAGAUAAAACAUGGAAAAUGCAUCUUUAAAGAAAGAUAUAUGUUUUAGAAACUUGAAUGCUUUCUAACGAUAGGAUACCUAUUGGCUAUAUGAUACAAACUUAAAAAUUUAAAAAUUUUAGAUUUAUAGGGCCAUUUAAUACAAAUUUAAAUUAAAUCCUUGUAAUUCAAGGAACCGUUUUGUUUGGUGUGGAAUUAGAGAUGGAGAGUGUUUAGUUUCCUAUCCCCGUCCCCAAGCCAUUGCCUUCAUAGAAAAUGGUAGAAAAAGAGAAAUAUCUCAAGGUUGAAAUAGUUUAUAAAGAAAUAUAAAUGAAAAAAAGAAAAGAAAAGAAAAGAAAAGAAAAGAAGAAAAAGAAAAUAGUUGGAAGACUUGAGGCUUGUCAACCUAUGCUGGCUGGACUCUAGAUGCUUAGAAACUUCAAACUCACUUCUCCACCACAUUUCUGGAGGGCAAUUGUCUUUAUGUUCAAAUUCUCUUGAUUUUUCUAUAUGGACACACUCCUAAUUCCUAUGGUUUCAUUUCAAUUAAUCUCCCACGUCUCAUCACAAUUUUCUCUAUCAUUGUCAGUAUUUAAUUGGCAUCACAAAAAUUCAAAUUAUUGAAAAUUACUAUUUCUUUGACAAUGGAAGGUUUAGCAAUGGUCCCAGACUUCUAACAUCUUCCUGACAAUUGCCAUUUCCAAAUCUUAAUCUCACUAUUUAUUAGAGUUUCUUUCAUAGUUACGUACAUGGAAAACUAUUGUUUUCUUCUUAACCCGUGAUUUCUUUCUUUUCUUUCUUAUAAAUCUCCUCACAUGGCUAUGGGAUUUUCUUUACCUUGCCUUGUGAUAUUUUUUUUCUGUGUCUCUGUUCUUCGUGUUCAAGCUCCAUUUGUCUACCAUGGAUUCAAUAAUUCAGGUCUGGACCUUGAUCAAGGAGCUUUUAUAGAGCCUUCUGGCUUGUUAAGACUAACCGACAGCUCCCAGUACGUUAUCGGCCGUGCCUUCCAUCCUAUUGCCCAGCCGAUGUUCGACAUAAAUUCUGAAACAGUUUCAGAUGUUUCUUCUUUCAGCACAUCUUUUGUGUUUGCGAUUGUUCCUUCAAGCUCUGGUCCACCAGUUGGAUAUGGCCUCGCCUUUGUUAUGGCUCCAUCAACCCAAUUUCCAGGUGCAGCUAGUGAACAUUACUUGGGAUUAUUCAACUCCUCCAACAAUGGUGACCCUUCGAAUCAUAUCUUUGCAGUCGAAUUUGAUACUGUUAAUGGCCACGAUGACGAAAAAAAUUUUAAAGGCAACCAUGUUGGAAUCAACAAGAAUGGUGUGCGAUCAAGUGCGUCUGAAUCGGCUGAGUAUUCUGACUAUGGCUCUGAUGUGAAGACGGAGGUGUAUUUGGAUACUGGUGAUCUAAUCCAAGCUUGGAUCGAUUAUGAUGGGCGUAGUAAGUUAGUGAAUGUCACAAUAGCUCCCGCAAAUGUAAUCAGACCAACUGAGCCAUUGAUCUCAUAUUCCAUUAACUUGACUCCAGUUUUGAAUGAGAUGAUGUAUGUGGGCUUCUCUGCAUCAACUGGAAAAGAAACAAGCUUCCAUUACAUUUCAGGUUGGAGUUUUGCAAUCAACGAAUCAGCACCUCAGUUAAAUGUUCAUCAACUUCCUCCACCACUGAAAGUGCAAAGUCCUCUGCCUUCAUCGUCAACAUUCAAUCCUCUAGUCACUGUCGUUGUUCCAAUAUUAUCUGCCAUCACACUCAUGGGAAUUUUGUUCUUAGCCUCCAUUUUCAGAAGAAGGUUCCGAGGUGAGAACCUCGAAGAAUGGGAAAGAGAUUGUCCUCACAGAUUUGGUUAUAGAGAUCUGUACAAAGCAACAAAGGGAUUUAAAGACUCCGAGCUCAUCGGAUCAGGAGGCUUUGGCUCAGUAUACAGAGGUGUCUUACCUUCCACGGGAUGUGAAGUUGCUGUAAAGAGGAUAACAAGAAAUGCGAGUCAAGGAAUGAGGGAAUUCGCUGCAGAAAUUGAAAGUUUGGGCCGACUAAGACACAAGAACUUGGUAAAUCUCCAAGGAUGGUGCAAGAAACAGAACGAUCUUCUCUUGGUUUAUGACUAUAUUCCAAACGGAAGCUUGGAUUCUCUCCUUUACCAUCCAAAAGACAACUUUGUACUGAAUUGGGAACAAAGAAUCAACAUCCUCAAAGGAGUUGCUGGUGGAUUGUUAUACUUACACGAAGAAUGGGAACAAGUCGUGAUCCAUCGAGAUGUUAAGCCAAGUAAUAUAUUGAUAGAUAUUAGCAUGAAUGCUCGACUAAGCGACUUCGGUCUUGCAAGGUUAUACGACCAUGACCAAAUAUCACAUACAACCAGCGUCGUUGGCACAAUCGGGUACAUCUCACCCGAGUUGGCUCGCACCGGAAAAGCAUCGAAAACUACAGAUGUCUUUGCAUAUGGGGUACUGAUUCUUGAAGUGGCUUGUGGAAGAAGACCUCUAGAAUCAGAUAUAUUCAUAUUGGUAGAUUGGGUAAUGGAAUGCCAUGAAAAAGGUCGUAUUCUUGAUGCAGCUGAUCCAAAGUUGAAUGAAAUUUAUGACACGGUUGAGAUGGAAAUGGUUUUGAAACUUGGACUUCUUUGUUCCCAUUACAACCCUGAAGCUAGGCCAAGCAUGAGGCAAGUCACAAGGUUUCUUAAUGGAGAAGACCAAAUUCUUGCUUUUGAUCCUUCACCUUAUUCUCAAAUUACAUUUCAAUCUAGCUCCGGAUUCACUCAAUUUAUUCCACCUUCUUCCCGUACUUCAACCACUAGUUUUCUCUCUUCAACUUCCAUUGAUGUAGGCAGGUAAACAAAUUGCCUUUUGUAUCUACUUUUUCUCACUAAAUUGAUAAAAGCAAAAUAAGCUUUGUUCAACUAA